Molecule: messenger RNA, 6684 nt
Organism: Crotalus tigris (Tiger rattlesnake)
Lineage: Eukaryota; Metazoa; Chordata; Lepidosauria; Squamata; Viperidae
Gene: RALGPS1
Product: Ral GEF with PH domain and SH3 binding motif 1
Exons: 21
Coding region: 784-2532 (582 amino acids)
Biological process (GO): Ras protein signal transduction; positive regulation of GTPase activity
Cellular component (GO): plasma membrane
Molecular function (GO): guanyl-nucleotide exchange factor activity
Source: RefSeq, a predicted model, not a curated record
CUUGCUCAUGUAAGUCCAAAUUAAAGAGUAGCGCAGUUAAAGAAAAAAGAUGUUUCUUUCAUUCCAAGACUCAAAAGCAUCCAAAUGGGCCACCAUUAAAUGUGAUUGACUUCUUGUCUCUGAAUCCAUUUUUAAUACUCAGUAAUAGGCGCACAGUUCUCAUAAAUUCAGUUUCCAGGAAACCGAUGGAUCAGGGGAAAAGUUAACUCAGCUUAAUAAUCAACUGCCUUUAUGGUUUGCGCACUCCACUUCAGAUUAAAAGCAAAUAAAUAAAAGGCACGUCAUUUAAAUCAAUUUUUCUACGUGGCUGCUAAGAAGCUGAAAAAGAUGCAGUUUAUCUUCCAGCUUUGGAAUAUAUUUGGAAAAAGGGGAAAAAAAAUAAGGAAUGGGCAUAUAUCCCUUAGAGGGACAAUAAUUUGCUUUUGUCUCUAAAUUGUGAAAACAAGUGGAGAGAUUUUGCAAUAGUGUUUCCGGUGUUGAUUCCGUAAGACGUAAACAAGCGUAAAACUCACGAGCUGCUCCUUGUACACACACAAAGUUUGGAGCAAAAAAGCCGAUUACACAAGACCUUCAAAGAAUUUCGUAGACAGUUGCGCGGGUCCAGGGCGUAGCGGUUUGAAAUGUGUUUAAAAACCACUUCUGAGAGAUGCGCUCCAAUGUCUCACUGGCGUUUAAUUGCCUGUACUUAAAACUCAGAAGAAAAAUUCAUUAUGGCAGUUCUCCUUUCAACCUAUAACAUCAGCAGUGGUGGCUGAACUGAAGCUCUUGUGUUCCAAGAAGAGAAUGUAUAAAAGGAAUGGCCUCAUGGCCAACGUGACCGUGACCUCCGCCACUCCAGAGGGCAGUAGCAGUUCUGACUCUUUGGAAGGACGGAGUUCAGAUUAUGCUCAUAAAAGCUACGAUGCUGUGGUGUUUGACAUGCUAAAAGUAACUCCAGAGGAGUUUGCGAGUCAGAUUACACUGAUGGAUAUGCCAGUAUUUAAAGCUAUACAGCCAGAGGAACUUGCAAGCUGUGGAUGGAAUAAGAAAGAAAAACACAUCCUUGCCCCUAAUGUUGUUGCCUUUACGAGGAGAUUUAAUCAGGUCAGUUUCUGGGUGGUACGAGAAAUUUUAACAGCACAGACCUUAAAAAUAAGGGCGGAGAUUCUCAGCCACUUUGUCAAAAUAGCAAAGAAACUUCUAGAACUGAACAGCCUCCAUUCUCUCAUGUCUGUGGUAUCAGCUCUGCAAAGUGCACCCAUCUUCAGGUUGACAAAAACUUGGGCACUCUUGAAUCGCAAGGACAAGACCACUUUUGAGAAGCUGGACUAUUUAAUGUCGAAGGAGGACAACUACAAGAGGAUGCGGGAAUACAUCCGAUGCUUGAAGAUGGUGCCUUGCAUUCCUUAUUUAGGGAUUUAUCUGCUGGACUUAAUCUACAUUGAUUCAGCCUACCCAGCUUCCGGCAGCAUUAUGGAGAACGAACAAAGGUCCAAUCAAAUGAACAACAUCCUCCGAAUAAUUGCUGAUUUGCAAGUCUCUUGUAGCUACGAUCACCUUCUAAUGUUACCCCACGUGCAAAAAUACUUGAAGUCCGUCCGGUAUAUUGAAGAGCUCCAGAAAUUUGUGGAAGAUGACAACUACAAAUUGUCCCUAAGAAUUGAGCCAGGAAACAGCUCCCCACGGCUGGUCUCCUCAAAAGAAGACCUGGCAGGUCCAUCCGAAGUGUCAGCAGCUGUGAGGUUCAGCAGGAGGCCCACCUGUCCUGACGCCUCGGUAGCGGCCGGCUUGCACACUCCUCCUGUCCCACGACACAGGAAGAGUCACAGCCUCGGAAACAAUAUGAUGUGUCAGUUCAGUGUAGUAGAAAGUAAAAGCGCCACGUUCCCAACAGAGAAACAGCGGCACCUGCUGGAUGACAGUGUGUUAGAAUCUCACAGCCCUGUCAGGAACCAUCCGCUAAAUUCUGUUUUCACCAAUGGGGUUUCUCUAGAAAGCAGCGAAAGUUCAGAAUUCAGCGAAGAACCGUCAUCGGGACUGGAAAGGGGUCGCUUGUACGCCACGCUGGGGCCCAACUGGCGAGUGCCAAUUCGGAAUUCUCCAAGAAGUCGGAGCUGUGUGUACAGCCCAACAGGUGCCUGCAGCUGCAGAUCGGGGGCUUCGGUGGGGGUUGUGACCAUGGAAGGCCCCCUGAGAAGAAAGACAAUGCUGAAGGAAGGCCGGAAGCCUACGCUCUCUUCCUGGACCAGAUAUUGGAUUACUCUCUCGGGAUCCACUCUGAUCUAUUUCGGAGCCAAGUCCUUGAGGGGGAGCGAGCGGAAGCACUAUAAAUCAACUCCCGGAAAAAAAGUUUCCAUCGUGGGCUGGAUGGUAGCCCUUCCUGAUGAUCCUGAACAUCCAGAUAUUUUUCAGCUAAACAACCCAGAUAAAGGCAAUGUUUACAAGUUCCAGACUGGCUCCAGGUUUCACGCAAUAUUGUGGCACAAGCAUUUGGAUGAUGCCUGCAGAAGCAACAGGCCUCAGGUACCUGCCAACCUUAUGUCCUUUGAGUAACCGGCUCCGGUGUGCGGUAUAACGUCCAGUGCCAAACUGCAAGAUGGGAAGAUGGGUUCCUGUUGAAGCAAGGAGGAAAGAGACUUCAGAGCAAACCAGCUCUCUCCCACAGCGACUUCAGCACUUUUCUACAUAACUUGAAAGUAAUUAUGACACAGCUUCUAGAAACGGAAACACGAAUGUCAUCCUUGGGACAGGAUCUAACUUACUGCACUGAUGAAAGAGAGAGAACUUAGAGAUGCAGCCUGCCCCAUCACAGGAUACUUGGGUCCUUAACUCUAGCCGUGGGGGUCCCAGACAGCUGUGGAUUUUUUGUCCUGCCACAAACUGUAUCUGUCACAUCUCUGCAGAUUUUUUUUCCUUUUUUUUUAACUGCUCUUUUUACAGCCAAGCUGCUUUAUGUGACUCAAGAACUUUUAGCCCAUGUUGGGUUUACAGUUAUUUCUAAUGCACAAAACAACAAACGUUUGACAGUGUUAACUUGCUGCAGAGUGUCAAUUAGAAUAGAACGUUGUGAGACGACAACAUUUUUAUAACCUUAAGUGCACUGAGCUGCUUUGGCUGCCUCAGAUUUUUUUGUAUCAAACGUAGGGACGCCACCAACGUCCUGACUGAAGCUAUUUGGGAAAUGUGUAUUUUGGCACAAGAGAAAGAAAAAAAAACAACAAAUCACCUGUAAUUUUUUCUGUUUGUAUCUCAUGAUUAAUUGUGCUGUAUUUUGUGGUGGAUGUUUUUUUUGUUUUGUUUUGUUUUUUUAUUAAUUGGAGGUACCCCUAGCAACGAAGGGACUAAUUGCUGCUGAAAUGCACGCCAUCUUAAGGCUCCUUCUGGAUGACUUCAUUCCCCAAGUAAAGAUCUGCCUUAAAUUGCGUGGUGUGGGGGCUAAGGGGCUGCUGUUCAUCCAAUAUGUCCCGUAGCCAUGCAAGCUUCUCCUACGUCUCUCCCAGGGCUGGUUUUAGAACUUCCCAAUUCCAGAGAGCAUUUGUUGAGGGAAAAAGUAUUGAUAUGGACUCCAGUUUCUCCUAAAAGGGGGAAGCAUUUCACCAAACACCAGUCCCUUCUAACUCAGCCAGAAAGUCAGUGUUCUUUUAAGCAAGGUAGAAUAGCCAAAAUGUCUUCGUCUCUUGAUUCCCCAACCCGGCCUUUCAAUGAAGCCUUGAGCUGCUUCGUGGCGUCUUGGAUGCAGCUAAACAAGCCAGCUUCUUCAUACAGAUGUGGCUGGCCAGCGGUCAUUUUGGAUGAACAGCCCUCUGCGCUUGAAAAACCUGCCUGCUCUCGGGGGCAUGCUGGCUACCCAUCUGGCUAUAUCUUGGUUGUCUUCUAAGCCAUGUUUACUUUAAAUGUAUGCUCAAUGUCUCCACCGUUAAUGAUUGUAAUGCUUUUUUAAGUGUCAUGCCGUACUGUCUGUCUCCUGUUCCUCGGAGCGAAGGAAGGUAAAGAAAAACUCUUGGAUUUGGACAGGAAAUGGGGAAAAAGGAAAACCACAUCUCAGCCCCCGGUAUUUUCCUUCUCUUAUUCUCAUGAUGAAAUUGUUGGAAAACUGUGCAGCCAGUUGUGGGGUGACAAGUUAGGUAGUUGCUGUAGAAUUUCAGAAUGGGCAAAGAGGUAGGUUUUUUCUGGUUGAUCAUUCCGACGUAGCAUCUGCCAUUCUUGCUUAAAAAUGGCUUUCUCUUACCAGUUGCAUAAUGGCAAUUUAAAAAAACCUGGCUUCCAACGCAAUUAACCCAGCUAGGGAAUUAACUGAGCCAAUUGCAUUAAGACCACCCUCCCCUUUUACAAGAGUGCUAAAUUUCAACAUCUUCCUUUAUUUUUAAAACAACGUGCCGAAAAGACAUGGAAACAUCUCCUGGGAAGCAGUCCAGCCAACCAGAAUCUUUUCUCUAUUAUUAAAAAGAUGACUGGCAACAAAAGGGAAUCCUAAUUUUUAUAACAGAGGGAUGAGACUGUUAGCAAGCUGCUGGAAAGGUGUGGCAAUCGCAUUCAAGAAGAAAAAAGAAUCGGUACCAAAAACGGAAGCUGUUGCUUAGAGGGUAAAACACAGGCCGUUAAAAAUCAGGUUUUUAAUUGCCCAGAAUGAAUUCCUACUUACACCAAGGAGUGGACUAGUGCAAUGAAAUUAACCUUCCCAUCCCUCUUUUAGAAUAAGCACUCUGGUCUGACAUGGUAAUGAACAAUGAAAGUUAAGUGAUUAAUGGCAUCAGAGUCCAAGCCAGAUGAAAUCUUUUAGAAAAGGACGCGAAAGCAGUUCCUGUAUUCAUCCCCAAUCACACAAAGGCUAAGCAAGUUUAUGAAAUUGUAAUUUGAGUUAGUCUGACUUCUGGACAGAGAGUUCAGGAUUUGAUUGUCAAAUGCUUUCAGAACAAAAAUUUGGUUAUUGGUUUACUGGGUGAGAAAGGGGGGGGUAACCCACUCUGAAAAAUGUCUGUUCUCACCAACCUCCCAUCAUUUUAUUUCCUCCCUUCCUGUCAAAAGACUGGAAAUCACCUGGUUUUUUUAUGACUUUGGGAAACGUGUGUUACGGCAUGUCCAAGUAGAGGCGCCUGUCCGUGUGUAACGAAAGAAAUGUGCAGGUGUUUGCAAAGAGAAUGCCCAAAUCUUGAAAGUCCCUCUGCAAAUCUGCAUUUAGAAUGUAGGAGAUUGUUGUCACUUAAAUUUCUUUUCUUUUUUAAGAACAAAAAAUAGAACCAGUAUUGCAAAGGCCUGCCACAGUUUUUUUUUUUUUUUACUUUGGUAGAGCUAUAAGCACUGUAGCCCAAAACCCCGGGAAAAAAUGUAGAGUAAUGAUUUGCGUAAUGAUGGAGCUUCAUUCAGCAAUACAAGUAGCUUUGCUGCAAGUUGGUUUGAAAAGAUGAAAUAAAUGAGUAAUAGAACAGUGUCCUUCUCCUCCUCCUCCUCCUCCUCCUCCUUCCUUCCUUCCUUCCUUCCUUCCUUCCUUCUCCAGGUUUAAAUGGUUAAUUGUCCUAUGAAAAGCAUGAGGAUUCUAUUUAGCUGGUUUUUUUGUUUUUGUUUUAAUUUUUGGUGCAUCUUUGACUGUGAAUUUAAGGGGUGCAUAUCAGUAACUGUUUAAAAUAGGGUCUCCGCCAGAGAAGACCAGAGCCCCACACCCCUUCUGAGGGUGUUACGGACGUUCUCGUACGCCCGGUCCAACAAUGGCAGGGCCAAAGCUCAGUAAAUGAAGUUUUCAACUUUGAAAAUGGCCUUCAGAGCUGGCAUGGAUGAGACGGUUCCAGGGAGCACCACAAGAUGGGAAGGGCAGGUUGUGAGGUCAACUGGAGCUGUGCCGUACAUCCAAUGUAAACACAAAAAGACACUUUGGAGCAUCCCGUUCACAUCGUACCUCCGUGAAGCUCCUUCAACUGGGUUUGUCUUCUUCGCAGUCCAGCGAGGUGAAAUAGCUCCAGACGAAGAUGCCUUUGGUUGAAGGAGCACAGAACGGUGUACAUGUGAACAUGUCCAUGCUCCAAAGAAGGUUUUUUGCCUUUGAAGCCUUGCCCUGUCCAUCCCAGAGUAGGUCGCUCUGUGGAACUGACCACCGUUUAACCAUUAUUUUCUUUUUUUAAUUUUGCAAAUAUGGUCCCCGUCGAUUUCCACAAUGACAAUUUGUGUAGCUGUAUCGAGGCAACGUUAUUUAUUCUUAAAUUUAUUCGCUUGUGUAAACUUAGUGCCAAAAUGCAUGGUGGAUUGGUUUUUGCUUUUGUUUUUUUUCCACGUAGCACUCGAUGGAAGCAGAAACAAUAGUAUCUGAUCUUCAGCCGUUUUCAUCUUUGUGGUUUAAACCCAUUUCUAGACUUUGCUUUUGUUUAGUUUUCUCUUUGGUGAGACCCGUUGCACAAUUUUAAUUUUUUCACCUCCCUUUUUAGCCAUAUUUCCAGUGGUCCACUGCAUGGCGUUUUAUUGUACAGGCCUCUCAUCUCUCACUCCUUGUGAAUUGUCCCCCUUCCAGAUGAACUACUGAAGUUUUCACCCUCCUGUGGAAGUCUUUUUUAAGUUCUGUUUAUUUUUUUUUUCUUAUUUGGCAAAGUAUUUUGUUACCUCAGUCUUCUAUCGAGUUGCUGUAUUUUUCAGCUUGUUACAUUGAUGACAAUAACUGUUUCACUAAUUAAAACAAAAACUUUAAUGUACAAAAUAAAAAGGCAACUUUUUUUGUCUCUU